Neurospora hispaniola is the source of this 2592-nucleotide messenger RNA. RefSeq lists its product as uncharacterized. The transcript is spliced from 2 exons. The record is from RefSeq and is a predicted model, not a curated record. Lineage: Eukaryota; Fungi; Ascomycota; Sordariomycetes; Sordariales; Sordariaceae. The coding region runs from base 1 to 2592 and encodes 863 amino acids. Gene Ontology annotation, cellular component: cytoplasm.
AUGGGGAACGCAAACACAAAGGAGUCCCGCGGCGAUGACAGCGGCCGCCGUGGCCUCCACUCCGCCCUUGACGCCGGUAUAGGCUCCUCGACACAGUCUGGCAGGGAGUCAUCUAGGAGGAACCGCAACACCAGACACGAUCUCAGUGGACUUUUGGGGCGCGCUGCAGGAGGCUCAAGCUCGCACGCCGAUGAGCGCCAUGAACGCAAGGAGACAAAGCAGGAGAGGGAGGCCAGGAGGCUGGAGAGGGAGCGCGUUGCCCGGCUACAAGAGCGAGAGCGGAGCAUGAAAGAGGAGCAUGUUGACGGUGGCUAUCUCGUCACCAUGGGUACCUACGUCGGGCCUGAGGACUUUAACAAACAGAUCGUCAGGCAGUUGAUGAUUGAGCGUAAACUUGCUCCAUUUUGGCGAGGACUAAACGACUUCGACGAGAACUGGACUGAGCCUCAAAUCAUCGCUGCCGCGCGAGGCCUGCCGAUUCCGGCUGCCGGCGAAACUCCCCCGGAUGAGUUGAUCCCACGACCGCGCUCACCUGCUUCACCGACCGACGCGAGCUCGAAUACCAACCACCUGACAGUCCCGAUCGGCGGUCGCAGCCUCUCCACAGCUUCUGAGCAUAGCACAUCCAAUGCGGGCUCUGCGCUGCCCUCUCCCGGUUCCGGCAAAGGGAGCAGUUCGCCUUUUAAGCCCACGCGAGGAAAGGCUAUUGCUGCUGUCUUGGGAGGAGGAUCUUGUCGCAAUGGUUCGAGUACAGAAAUUGCGCCCCGCGAAAUCAUGUUACCCAACGACCCCUUUGUCAACGGACAACCCCUCGAAGUUUUCCUCUACAAGAACGCUACCGAAUGUCCGAUCUGCUUCUUGACGUACCCUCCAUACUUGAACCACACCCGCUGCUGCGACCAGCCCAUUUGCAGCGAAUGCUUCGUCCAGAUUAAGCGGCCGGAUCCGCAUUUCCCAGAGGGACACAACGAGAACGAUCCGAAUAACAAUCCUGAAGAGUCCGCGGGGCUCUUGGUAUCUGAGCCCGCUUGCUGCCCCUACUGCACGCAACCCGACUUUGGCGUCACUUAUGAGCCGCCACCAUUCCGUCGCGGUUUGACCUAUGCCAUUUCACCCCUAGCGCUCGGAAGCACAAGCGCAGCCAUGUCGUCCGAAAGUUCAGUCAAUUCAGGAUCUCUGUCUCCCGGUGUCGCUUCACCAGGUGGCCGUCGUCGCAACCAGUCAUUGUCUGCCAACGCACCGAAUGUCGUUCUGACGGAUAAAGUCCGGCCAGAAUGGGCAACCAAGUUGCAGGCCGCACGAGCACACUUGGCGAGGCGCGCUGCUGCUGCGACAGCCUUACACACAGCAGCGUUCUUGAUGAACAACAACGAGUCUCGUGCGCUUAGGAGUCGCUUCGGGCGUCGGAAUACCGGGGGCUCUGGGUCAGCAUCGGCUACUCCUGGUAACGGCGAUGAGAAUAGGGGUACCGGCCCAGCUACUCCUGCUAAUGCUGGUGCUACUGCCAAUACAGAUCGCGCCGCCGGUUCUAGUGGCAACGGAAACCGACGUAGCCGGUUGGAAGAUCUAGAAGAGAUGAUGUUCGCCGAGGCCAUUCGCUUGUCCUUGGCUGCGGAAGAGGAGCGCAAGAAGAAGGCUGAAAAGGAGGAACAGAAGGAGGCAAAGAAACGCGAGAAGGAACGGGAGAAGGCAGAAAGGAAGGCAGAGAAGGCAGCAGCCAAAGCCGCAGCGAAACAGGGCGGACCCUAUGAGGCAAGCCGCAGUGGGCACAGCUCGGCUAGUGGAAGUAGCCUGAGUCUACCUGGGCUGAGUUUCGGUAGGAAGCGUGGAAAUAGUGCUGCCAGCAACCUCCGAGUCGAAGCCAGCGUAGCCAGCGCUAUGGCAUCCACAGGUGCCGCCAUGACAACGCCAGCAGCUCCCGGAGCGCUAGCGCCAGACUCGAGCACCAAGGACAAGGGUAAAGCCGUUGAUAGAAAUGCGGGCGCAGCGAGCAAUGACGCUUCUGCUUCCUCGCCUUCUGCUCGCCCCAUUCCGUCCCCCCAGCCGAUGGCUGGACCGUCGCAUCUUCGCCAGAUGAGCAGUGCCUCGUCUGCAUCUUCGUCUGCGGUGGAAAGUAACCAGGGCGGCACACAUGUGCCGCCCUCUAACCUCCAGGAUCCUCGCGGUAGCGGUCUCAGUUUAGGUGGCCGUUCUGGAGUUAGCGAAGACGGCGACGAGCAGGACAGGGACCCAAGCACCAGCACUGAGCCCAUGUUCAACUUUAGAAGUUUGGCCGAGGUAGUUGGCGUGAGCAUCGAGGGCGAGCACGCCGGCAAGCGUCUCAGUCAAAUCAAUGCCGACGGGCAAGCGAUCGAGGAAGAAGAUGAGACGGCGAAGUCUGGUGAAGGUGCUGGCGAGCAUGUAGAGCAUGUCUUGGAUUCGCAGACGACUGGUAUUUCGGAGCAGGACUCGGAGAUUAACCCGCAACCUCCCCGGUUAACUAUCACGCUCGAUUCGCCAGCGACAUCGGUCGGGGACGUCAGUACUGCCAGCGACUCGAAGCAUGUCGGCAACGAGACGACUGUGGAGCAUGCGACACAGGUCACGCUGUGA